Messenger RNA from Erpetoichthys calabaricus (reedfish), 926 nucleotides. It is a transcript of the gene mrps2, whose product is annotated as mitochondrial ribosomal protein S2. The record is from RefSeq and is a predicted model, not a curated record. NCBI's taxonomy places the organism in Eukaryota, Metazoa, Chordata, Cladistia, Polypteriformes, Polypteridae. Gene Ontology annotation, biological process: translation. Gene Ontology annotation, cellular component: mitochondrial small ribosomal subunit; ribosome. The transcript has 4 exons. Gene Ontology annotation, molecular function: structural constituent of ribosome. The coding region runs from base 64 to 879 and encodes 271 amino acids.
AAAAACCCCCGCCCCUCGCCGGAAGUGCAUUUAAAUAAAGCUUGUUGAUCGGCGCGGGACGGAAUGGCGGCGCGCUUGGUUCGCAGAGUGGCCCUAAGCGCAGGUCUGGAGAGGUCGCUCCUCCUGGUGUGUCCGGUCAGUCGCACAUAUGGAUCUGUGGCCGCACGAGCUCCCCAAAUGGCACCAACCAAAGAGGUUCAAGCAGAUGAUGAGAAGAUCCUCACGGAGCCCCUGAAGCACUCAGACUUUUUUCACCUGGCAGAACUCUUCACCCUGAAGGACCUCUUUGAUGCCCGGGUGCACUUGGGCCAUAAGAGAGGCUGCAGGCACAGGCUGAUGGAGCCGUACCUUUACGGCUGCCGCCUCGAGCAGGACAUCCUGGACUUGGAGCAGACUGUGGAGCACCUGCAGGUGGCGCUCAACUUUACAGCCCAUGUGGCCUACCGAGGUGGCAUCAUCCUGUUUGUGAGCCGAAACCGUCAGCAUGCUCACCUGGUGGAGAGCACGGCGCAGGCCUGUGGGGAGUAUGCCCACACUCGCUACUGGCAUGGGGGGCUGCUUACCAAUGGCCACGUCCAGUAUGGACUGGGCACUCGCCUCCCAGACCUCCUCGUCUUCUUCAGUACACUCAACACCGUCUUCCAGCAGCACGUGGCCAUACGGGACGCGGCCAAGAUGAACAUCCCCACCGUGGGCAUUGUGGACUCUGACUGCAACCCCAGCCUAGUGACGUACCCGGUGCCCGGGAAUGACGACUCCCCCGCGGCACUCGAGUUGUACUGCAGGCUCUUCAGACUGACGGUGAACCGCGCCAAAGACAAGAGGAGGCAGGUGGAGCUCCUGUACCAGCUGAAGGGCAAGGACGAGGCGCGCCAGUGAGGCCCGUGUGACUGGCAUUGUGACCUAAUAAAGACAGCUGUGUGUGU